AUGAAGCUUUCUUCGUUUGUUACUGCAGUCGCAUUGGUCGCUGCUCAAGCUUCAGCCCACCCCGGAGGCCACCACGUCCCUCAAUCUGAGCUGGCGCGCCGCUCGCACCUUUCCAAACGUUGUGCAAGCGCCGUGGGAAGUCUGAACGAAAAGCGUUACAACACUCGCGCAAAAGCAAAGCGUGAUCUCGCCGCACGCUCUGGCAACACCACUUACCAGAUCACCACCGAGGCUCCGUACUACGAUGUCAUCCAGAACGAUACUUGCGUGCUGAGCCCAGAGGUGACCGAGGGUCCUUAUGUGUGGCCGAGAUCCCAAACGCUCCGCCAGGACAUGGCCGAGGAUCAGCCCGGCGUGCCGCUGUGGCUCGACGUCGGGCUCAUCGAUAUGGCGACCUGCGAGCCGCUUCCGAACGCUCUCAUCUCGUUCUGGCACUGCAACGCCACGGGCAGCUAUUCCAGCUUUACCGGACUGUCUCCCAACACCGGCUUCCCCUUCCUCCUGCAGGAGCUGAACAUCACCGAUUUCGAGAUCGGCGUGACCGACUUGCACACCGAUGACACUACCUGGCUGCGCGGCAUGUGGCCGACCAACGAGAACGGCAUGAUGGAGAUGAGGACCAUCUUCCCCGGCUUCUACGUCGAGCGCGCCAUCCACAUUCACGCUCAAGUUUACACCGACUGGACUCUUCAUGCUAAUGGCACCGUUACCUCGGGGAACAUUGUCUCCACGGGACAGCUGUACUUUGAAGAGGCUCUUGAGCAGCAGAUCAUGGCCCUGGAGCCGUAUUCUUUCCACACGGAGAUUAACCGUACCACCAACGCCGCUGAUUCGGUCUUCGAUCAGGAUACGGUGGGCGGGUACAACCCCGUCAUCAGCGUUGUUCCUUUGGAUGGCGAGAAUGUCGAAAAUGGCAUGGUUGGCUACAUCACCAUUGGAGUUGAUACGACUGCGAUUGAAAAUUGA
Messenger RNA from Lasiodiplodia theobromae, 966 nucleotides. Its product is annotated as Protocatechuate -dioxygenase beta subunit protein. The coding region runs from base 1 to 966 and encodes 321 amino acids. NCBI's taxonomy places the organism in Eukaryota, Fungi, Ascomycota, Dothideomycetes, Botryosphaeriales, Botryosphaeriaceae. The transcript is spliced from 3 exons. Gene Ontology annotation, molecular function: oxidoreductase activity, acting on single donors with incorporation of molecular oxygen, incorporation of two atoms of oxygen; ferric iron binding. The record is from RefSeq and is a predicted model, not a curated record.